AAAGCGAAAGAAUAACGAACCAAGUACCACAGUUCAGCAAUGAUCGGGAAACAACUACGAUCGUCUUUUGCUUUGUUGGCUAUUGUUGCCAUGCAGGUGGCGGGCAAACCACCACCGCCACCUGAUGCACCGUGGGCCAAAUUCGUUAGUAAGCCCGCUUUCACGCGAUCUUUGGGACCUCCUCCGAUGUCUGGAAUCGGGACAAUCUCGAUCCCGUACGUUCCGAAGCCGAUGAUGUUUCCAAAAUUUGUUGACCCCAGAAUAAUGAUUAACAAAAAAGCGGACCUCCUCGCUAAUUUAUUCGGCGGACUAGGACCGGUCAUGGAACCUCCGGGAUACAUGUCAGCCCCUUCUUCAGGAUACGCUUCACCUUCAGAUUAUACUGGCAUGUACGGGUCCGACGACGUUGAUAUAAAGUAUGCUGAUUCCGUAUCCCCUGCAUCAUCUGUCAAAACUGGUGACAACAAUUUCCCGAUUUCUUACACAUCAUCAGGUUUGAGUGAAGAAUCUGGUAAUUUUGGUACGGAUGGCGCAUCGGAGGGUAAUAUAAUGAAGCGAGGUUUCUUCAGUCCGAUGGGCCCAAAAUCCUUCGGAGGACCUCUUGGUCCGAACUUUCCAAUGUCUGGACCUCUUUACGGAAGUAGCGGAUCCUUCGAGGCUUCUGCAGGAGCGAAUGGCUCGCCUUAUUAUAAACGGGGUCUUUUCGGGCCACUCGUGGUUCCGUUCAGCUCCCCAAUUUCAACUAUGAAGGAAACAGCGAUCAGCCCAAAGGAUAAAUCAGCAGAAGAUCUGAGCGCAGCUGUAAAAACCGAUUCUUCAACGGAUAAAACCGAAAAACAUUCCACGGUCCCUACGCAAGGACCGCCACCGUCCUACCCCGGAAUGCACGUUAUUCCAGAAGAAAAUGAAAUCGUUGACAAAGAAUCCACGGGGUCUGGAACGCAACCUGCAACCGCUAAGGACCUCGUCAAACGAAUGAUUACCGAACCGAGCACUGUACCCAAGGAAUAUCUUCCAGGAAUGUUCGGGCCAAUGGGGCCGAUGUUCGGACCCCCAGGAGCAUUCGCUUCUCCAGGAAUUUUUGGACCAGAAGCUUUUAUGAGCAAGAAAUCAAUGUUCCUGGAUACCUUAUUCAAGAAUUUGGCGACUACUACUCCUCCACCUGUUACUACCGAUAUCCCGAUACCAAAGAGCACGAUAGUUCCCCCUGGAUUUUGGAUUCCAGAGAGUGUCGUUCCCGAUCCAGAUGCAUACAACGCGAAAGUUGCGACAUUUCUAGAAAAAUUAUUCGAUUCAUUGAAAUUGAACGCUUCAUCUACACCCGGUGAUGGUUCCCCUCUUCAAUCACUUACUUACGCGGAAUCAAUAUCCGCGGGAUUUCCAGGAGAAAAAACAGACGUUUCACGGUCUUUGCCUUUCGGAUAUUUCGGGGGCGGCAGUUCUUCUCCGUAUCCGAACGAAGUCCCCAUCUCCACUCGGUCGCUGGCCGAUCCGGAAGCGGUGGUCGCUGCUAAAGACCAGAUCGUUAAUUCCAUCAUCGGAGAACUGGGAGUCCUCAAGGACAACAUGAUUUCGACUUUCAAUGACUUUGUUGCUUACCAAAAAAACAUUUCAACGCCGCCCCCAAGUUCUAAACCCUUCAAACCUUUCGUACCACCUUUUUGGCCUGGUGCAGCAGCAGCAGCAGCAGCCUCAGAUGUUGGAACUUUGGCUUACAAACGACGGAUGGUUAUCCUCGAUCAAGUUUUCGACAUGUUAACUGAACUGCAAACGAACGUGACAGCAGCGGUAAAUGAAGUCGUCAAAGCAAGCUUCGCCGAUUCUUCAUCGACAAAAACUGAAAUGACAACGACGCCUAUGCCAGAUGUUUCGGGCCUCAACAUUUCUGUUUUGGAUGCAAUUCAAACUAAGUUAAAUGAGCUGAAUACCAUAAGCUCUGCACAGCCGAUACCCAAAUACUCCAGAGCUAUACCUGCAUCGCCAACUUCUUUCUGGGUCGCUUAUCCUGGUGGCGAUAGUGCACGCCGAGGUCUUGCCGAAGAUCAAGAAAUUCCUCGGCAUGCCAAACAAGAUGUUGAAGAGACCCCGAAGGACAUUGAAAAUCUCUUCACUGUUGGGAAGGAUUCUCGGGCUAUUAAAAUGCAGAUGCAUCAGGGAUAUCAGAGUUUUCCUCCGGGAACCAUCGAGUCCAUCCAGGCUGGGGGAGGAUCUGUACCAGGACACGAAGGCGGUGGCGUAAAAUUACUGAUUAAAAUGCCUGCUAAAGAUACAACGAUGAGAGAUGUCUAAAAUGGGGGUACACGCGAUUACGAAGAUUAUAAAAAAUGGCAAGAUUGGUCCAAGAGCAUAGCAAUGGAAAAUCAAAAUAAUCAUCAUCGUCACAAUCACCAUUAAAAUGAGUGAUCGAAAAGAAUUAAUGCAGCAUAUUCUAGUCACACGCCAUAAAUAAGGAACAAAUGAAAAAAAAAAGAAAAAUGAAUUUAGAAAAAGUUAGUAUGUAGCAAUAGAAUCAUAAACGAGAUGUAAAAUGGAUAUAUGGCAUUCAAUAAAGAAUUCACAUACCUAUA
This is a messenger RNA of Athalia rosae (coleseed sawfly), 2567 nucleotides long. RefSeq lists its product as uncharacterized. The record is from RefSeq and is a predicted model, not a curated record. NCBI's taxonomy places the organism in Eukaryota, Metazoa, Arthropoda, Insecta, Hymenoptera, Athaliidae. The coding region runs from base 40 to 2289 and encodes 749 amino acids. The transcript has 4 exons.